GAAAUGGGUCUGGCUUGGUUUUGUCAUGGGCCACCUCUGUAUCUAAGGCAAAGAAUUCAGGAUACAUUUGCUAAGUCCCUCUUGACAUGGAGAGGACUCAGGGAGACGUGGUCAAAGCACUGAUGUCAGAAACCGCGGGCCGGUGGCUCUGACUUGCAGAGGUGAAACUUCACAGACACAGAGCUCCCCAGGAGAUCCGGAUGGACUAUGAGGAGCUGAGACAGCAGCCUUUAGAAGUUGCUCCUGGGGCCGUUUGUCAACUCAGAAGAUAGUCCCGACGAAGGAACAGUCCGCGUUCUGCGCCAUUGGCAACAUCUCUGGACACAAGAGGUACUGGUAAAUACUCACCAAAUGUGACAUUCACCACUUAACAAAAAGAUCACACCUAUCUGAAAUCAGUAGGAAAAAGAACAAUCGCACAGAAGUUGAUAAGUCAUGAUCUCUGCCCCAGAAAGAAAGCACAAGGUGGACAGUGUGAAUGAGUGACAUGCAGCCUGUGCACCGCAGGGCCAGGAAAGCCAAGCACCUUAACCAGCCACAGCUUCAAUAACUAACCCACAUCUGACUCAGAGAGACGACGGGCUGCUUGGGACCAGCUCCAUUUCCUGGGCUUCAGUUGGUUUCUUUUAGGGAGCUACACAUACUCACGUCCACUGACAUUCACUGGUACUGACACCUCGGUCCACACAAUGGAGAGGAGCCUCAAGAAUGUCCUGGUGGUUUCUUUUGGAUUCCUCCUCCUCUUCACUGCCUACGGAGGCCUGCAGAACCUGCAGAGCAGCCUCUACAGCCAGAAUGGCUUGGGGGUGGCAACGCUGAGCACGCUCUAUAGCGCUGUGCUACUGUCCUCCAUGUUCCUCCCGCCCAUCCUCAUCAAGAAGUGUGGCUGCAAGUGGACCAUUGCCGGCUCCAUGUGCUGCUAUGUGGCCUUCUCCCUGGGCAGCUUCCACGCCAGCUGGUACACCCUGAUCCCAACCUCCAUCCUCCUGGGUCUGGGUGCUGCUCCCCUAUGGUCAGCUCACUGCACCUACCUCACCAUCAUGGGAAAUUCUGAAGCACAGAAAUCAGGGAAGCUCAGCAAGGAUGUGGUGAACCAGUAUUUUGGCAUCUUCUUCCUCAUAUUCCAGUCAUCUGGAGUGUGGGGAAACCUGAUUUCCUCUCUGGUGUUUGCCCAGACACCCACUCAAGAGACCAUCUCAGAGGAACAGCUCCUGUCCUGUGGAGCCAAUGACUGCCUGAUGGCCACAGCGGCCAGCAACAGCACCCAGCCCCCCUCCCAGCAGCUGAUCUACACACUGCUGGGCAUCUACACCGGCAGUGGGAUCCUGGCCAUCCUUUUGGUAGCUGUGUUUCUUGAGCCUGUGAAAGAUAAACUGGAGACCAAAGGGGAAAAGAGGCUGAGCUCACCGACGUUUUGGUCUACGAUACUGUCGACCUUCACACUGUUUAGAGACAGGCGCCUGUGCCUCCUGAUCCUGCUGCCCUUGUACAGUGGCCUUCAGCAAGGGUUCCUCUCUGGAGAAUACACAAGGUCUUACACAACCUGCGCCCUGGGCAUCCACUUUGUGGGCUACGUGAUGAUCUGCUUCUCAGCCACCACCUCGCUCUGUUCCCUGCUGUUUGGGAAAGUUUCCAAGUACACUGGCAGAGCCGCGCUCUACGGGCUGGGUACAGCCACCCACCUCUCCUGCAUUAUCGUCCUCCUGGUGUGGCACCCACACCCGACCCAGCUGGCCAUCUUCUUCCUCCUCCCUGGCCUGUGGGGAAUGGCAGAUGCUGUCUGGCAGACACAAAACAAUGCUCUUUACGGGGCUCUGUUUGAGAAGAACAAGGAAGCGGCUUUUGCCAACUACCGCCUGGGGGAGGCCCUGGGCUUCGUCAUUGCCUUUGGCUACAGCUCCUUCCUGUGCGUGAGCGUCAAGCUCUACAUUCUCUUGGCAGUCUUGAGUCUGACCAUGGUGGCUUAUGGGACUGUUGAGUAUCUGGAAUCCAGGGCCACCGGGGAGAUCACUGCUGCAGGAAAAAAGACAAUUCAGGAAGAGAAAGGAGAAAUGCAAACAGAAAUGUAAGGCCAGGCAAGCCACUGCGGAACUCGGGAGUUUCCUGUGAGCCACUCUGGGGACAGGCUCAUCCCGAAGUCAGCCUAUGGUUUUACUUUUUUAUGUAUUUUCCUCAAUUCUAACAAUCAGUCCAUUUUUCUACACAUAGAGACCAAGAUUAUAUACAAAAGACUGGGGGGUGCAACUCAGCGCUAGAAUGCUUGCUUAGCAGGCACUAGUCCAUGGAUUCAAUUCUAAUACCCAAAAAAUAAAAAUAAAAAAUUUAGGUACUAUAGUGGGGGAGAUGGUUCAUUUAGACAAGUGCUUGUCACGGUUAGUCUGAGGACCUGAGUUCAGAUCCCUAGCACCCAUGUAAAAAAAAACCUGGGCAUGCUGGCCAGGCAUGGUGG
Molecule: messenger RNA, 2449 nt
Organism: Nannospalax galili (Upper Galilee mountains blind mole rat)
Lineage: Eukaryota; Metazoa; Chordata; Mammalia; Rodentia; Spalacidae
Gene: Unc93a
Product: unc-93 homolog A
Exons: 10
Coding region: 690-2069 (459 amino acids)
Source: RefSeq, a predicted model, not a curated record